Molecule: messenger RNA, 2522 nt
Organism: Polypterus senegalus (gray bichir)
Lineage: Eukaryota; Metazoa; Chordata; Cladistia; Polypteriformes; Polypteridae
Product: hippocalcin-like protein 1
Exons: 5
Coding region: 488-1069 (193 amino acids)
Molecular function (GO): calcium ion binding
Source: RefSeq, a predicted model, not a curated record
GCUCUUUCUGGGCGCCUCGUCUUUUGUAACAUGGAAUAAGACAUCCAGCAUUGUUGCGAAGAGCUUAUUGAAAUAAUAAGACUUCCAUUCAGACCACUUGGCAAUAAAGUAUCAAUACACAAGAAGGAAAGAAUAAAGCGACUUCACUGCAUUUACUUUUUUCCGUUGAAGACUUUUUGUGGUUCUUCCGUUACUGUUGUGUAGUGACAUUUAGUUGCCAUUUGUUAAUAAUACAGUUCACUUUUACCUCAGCAUUCAAAAUAUUCACAUCCUAAGUUCUUAAGCGGACGAGCUGCUCGGUGCCUGGGCAAGUACGUUUUCUGUGGAUCUCUAACAGGGAAAAAAGCCCAUUUGCGACUUCAGCUGAAAGUAGUCGUUUUAAAGUUUUGACCCUUUGGAUUACUGUAGAAACAAGGAGAAAUACUGACAAAACCAAAGUUAAACUUGCCCUACAAAGAGAGCCAACACCACACAUUGGAGCUUGAAAAUGGGAAAGCAGAACAGCAAACUUCGUCCUGAGGUUCUUCAUGAUUUACGAGAAAACACAGAAUUCACAGACCAUGAGCUCCAGGAAUGGUACAAAGGCUUUCUCAAGGACUGUCCUACUGGACACCUAACUGUUGAAGAAUUUAAGAAGAUCUAUGCAAAUUUUUUCCCCUAUGGAGAUGCAUCAAAGUUUGCAGAGCAUGUCUUUCGUACCUUUGAUACUAAUGGUGAUGGUACCAUAGACUUCAGGGAAUUCAUCAUUGCUCUUAGUGUCACAUCCAGAGGAAAGCUUGAACAAAAGCUUAAGUGGGCAUUUAGCAUGUAUGAUCUUGAUGGCAAUGGAUACAUUAGCCGAGCAGAAAUGCUAGAAAUAGUACAGGCAAUUUACAAAAUGGUGUCUUCGGUGAUGAAAAUGCCAGAAGAUGAAUCUACACCAGAGAAACGCACAGACAAAAUCUUCCGACAAAUGGACACAAAUAAUGAUGGUAAAUUGUCUCUUGAGGAGUUUAUUAAAGGUGCCAAGAGUGACCCUUCCAUUGUGCGUUUGUUACAGUGUGACCCCAGCAGUGCAAGUCAGUUCUGAUUGGACAGCCAUCUGGACAUUUCAAUUUGAACCCCUGGCUUAUCAUUCAAGCUUUGCUUGCAGAACGAUGCCUUUUCUUCAGUCAUUCCAUGGUUAUUGGUGAACAGUUUUGCAGUUGAGGGAUAUUUGUAUUUUUGGGGAGAGCAGGGGAGCGCUUUUGCUUUCUUGUUUUGCAAUGGAGACACUGACUUAUGCAACUUUGUUUGGUUUCGUUCUUAUUUUGGGGGUAACAUACAAAUAUAAAAUUGCUUUAUUUACACAAACAUGUAAUUUAACUUUUUAUUUUGUUGUUUACUUAAUCUUUAUUGUGAUUUGCAUAAGAAAUCUGAUGGAAGCCUCCUACAGAUUUAUUUCAUGUUUCAUUCUGAAGAAAGUCAAAGUGUUGCUUUGGGACCUUACCUAAUGUGAGAUUUAGGACAUUAAAAUUAAUUCAAUAUUCCCCACCUCCCUUCUACAUGCAUACCCCUGUGCCCCAACCUUUGUCAAACUUGGAGAUAAACAUUUUAAUUUAAACAACAAUGUAAACUAGUAAAACAUAUGUUGUUACUAUGACAUACCUAGUUAAUUUAAAGUAAAGAAAUCUUGUUUAUGGAAUAUAUUUUGUUUUUUUCAUAUUCAGAAAUGUAAUGAAAGAUUUUAUUUUAGAUAAUGUAACUAUUGCAUAAAAUUUUAUCAGAUACCAACAUAAGGUCAGAGGGAAAAAAACUAUUAAUUGGAAACUAGCAUAACCAAAAUAUAGUUAGGAUUAUAGAGUCUUUUAAGUAUUACAUCUUUUUAUUUUCAGUUGUGUACCAUCAUAAGAAAACUUGAUCUGUUCUAAUUGAAGUUGCAUGUGUUCUCUGCAGGAUAGUAUUUUACAGCUGUUAUGAAAUGUGUUCAUUCAAAACAGUCUUAUUUUUGUUUUUGCCUAAUCUUUGAAACCAUCUCUUUUCUCUCAUCUGUGGAACUUGCUUGUACUUAUGUAAAUGUUAAUUUUCAGAAUUUAUUUACAUAUUUGAUGGAAAAAUGUUAAUGUUAUGGUAGCUAUGUGUAAUGAAUGCAGCUUCCAGUGUAAAAUUCCUUUUCCAAUGUCGUAUUUGAUUUCUAGUUACAAGUUAACAUGCAGUUCGAUUGACGAAUGAGAUUUCUUUUGUGAUGCUUACGCAUUAGUGAAUUUGCAUGGCUACCAGUGAUACGUUAGUGUAUAUCCUUUUUUUAGUUCAAUGCUGAAUGUAUAAUUAAAUCAAAUCAUGUUGAUAAUACUUUUGUCUUGUUAUUAUGGCACAGAAUGGAUUAAGGUUAAUAUAGGAACUGGAUCAGUGACUGGAAGGUAGGUUGGUAAAUAAUUUUUUGCUGAGUUUCAAUGCAUUUUUUUGCCCAUUGACUAUAUUUUAUUGUGCACUUCACUGUUAUAUGAUGAUACUAUUCCUACUGCCAAGACCUGUGAUAAAAAUAAAGACCACAUUUUCUUGUU